AUGAAAAUUCAAAUUUUUCUGAUUUUUCUCAAUAUUUUUUUGGUGACAAAAAUUGAGACGAAAAUAAAUUGGCGUAAGUCGGAUUUGCCGCAAUUUCGGUGAGUUUUGGUGCUAACAUUUAGAUUAACUACAGUAACUCAGUUUGCCAUUUUGAUAAACAAUACUUCUGCUACGAAACUACAGUAACCCAAGUAUCAAUUUUUACCUACAGUAACCUAUAUGAUUUGCUAUCAUUUUAAAGCAUUUCUGUGGCCAUAAAUCCCGCUUUCCCCGUUUAGAACUAAAAUUUCGCGAUCAGAUCAAAAACCACCACUGAAGCACCCGAAAUCACAUCCGAUAACCGCAUCGUAAACUGGAAAAACAAUUUGCACUUCGAAAAAGUCAAGCCGAGCAGCAAUAUUUUCUGUCGAAUCUGGAAUCUGUGUGCACAUUAUUCUUAUGGAACACUCUUGAUGAAUAUUGUUGGAAAAUGGAGAAAUGAUGGAUUUAUUUGGCCGUAUGAGGUGAGUGAAGAAGAAGUUGGAGUCGAAAAAUUGCGGGAAUAUUUUGACACCAAAUACUCUUGGGAUCAUUUUCUCCAAAUUAAAAUUUAGAAAAUUUUUUGCAGAAAGGCGGUGGAAAAAUGAAAUUUCCCAAAAAUUCGGUGACAAAUUUCGUGCAAAAAUAUCAUCGUGAGCAUCGGAAUUCGCCAAUUCCAGUCUAG
This is a messenger RNA of Caenorhabditis angaria, 703 nucleotides long. The record is from the annotation of a GenBank genome assembly. Lineage: Eukaryota; Metazoa; Nematoda; Chromadorea; Rhabditida; Rhabditidae.